UGUACACAUAUUCUUAAUGAAACCUAUCCAUGGUUGCGCAUCGAUCUGCGUCGUCCUUAUUACGUGAAAGAAUUAUUCAUUUCAAACCAUGAUCACGGAAAUGCCUUGGACAUGCGUGAAUUUGAAGUACGUGUUGGAGAGCCUUGAGAACAACGGAAACAAUAAUUCUGUUUGCUGUUUGGAGAACACCAUACGGCAAUCUCAGAUUCGUACUGUUGUCUGUGGCAACAAUAGUGUUGGACGCUAUGUAAAUAUAAGGGCCUUGAAAGUGCAACUGGCCUUGUGUGAGGUGACAGUGAUUGGAGUUGCUGAUACAAUUGUCAAACUCAAACUGGAUGACAUCGCCGACAGUCUAAAGACCGGAGCGCGUAUUACUGAAAACGGUGAAAAAACAGAGGCUUUCGUUGGAGGUCUUAUUGGCCAGUUACAGGAAGGACAGCAACAAUUAGGUGGAAUGUUCUUUGGCCAAGGCAUGAGCUUUUUGAACAAUAUUGGAGGCCAAGGUCUAAGUAUGUUCAACAGACUUGGCAAACAAGGAAUGGGAAUGCUAAACAAUCUUAAAGAGCAGGGUCAAGAUCUUACCAAUGUCAAAAAAUUAAAACAGCAAGGUUUCGAUUUGGCCAAUCAGAUGAAAGAGUCAGGGAACGGGGAUAGCUAACCAAGUGAAGGAAAAGGGGAUGGACAUAGCUAAUCGGGUGAAGCAAAAGGGAAUAAAAAUGACAAACAAAGCAAGAGAAGAAGGAAUGAAGGUGGCCAAGGAAUUACAAGGACAAGGUGAGAAGUUGACUAAAGAUUUGCGAAAUCAAGGUUCAGUUUUGGUCGACGACAUACAAGGACAGGCGAAUGAACAAAAAGAUACAUUAAAAGACAAGCUCAAAAAACUCUUGGACAAGGCUAAAGAAUAUUACGAGAAAGCGAAAGAAUAUAAAGAUAAGUUUAUGGAGGAAGGAUAUUUAAGCACGGGAAAAGAAUACCUAGAUAUUGGUAUUAGUUUGACGAUGAAGGGACUUCGUUAUUUACAAGAGAAACUCACAGAUUCAUUAAAAAAUAUUGCCGGUGAUUUGACGGGUCAAAUUACGGGCAAUAUAGACGAGUACAACACUGACGGUGUUAAUGGUUUGCUUGACAAUGUGGACACUGAUAAGGUCAGGGAUAUCGUCGAGGAAGCGAAACCAAAGCUCAAUGAUUUCAUUGAUGAGAUGAAGAGGUUGAUAAAGAAGUACACGGAGGUUGUUAUCGAUAAAGCUAAGGAGUUAAAGGAGGAUAUAGAAAGGGAGGUUGACAGUGCGCAGAAAGAUAUAAAAAGUAUUGGGAAAAAGGUAGCUAAACAGGCUAAAAAUACGGGUAAAAAUAUUGCGAACAAGGCCAAAACUGUUGCCAUGGAUACUGUGUCUAAAGCGAAAACUGCUAUCACGAAUGCCACGAACAAAUUGAAGGAUGCUGGGAUGAAAACGUUUAAUACAGCACAAGAGACUGGAAAGAAUGCCGUCAAUGAAGUUAAAGAUUCUGCCAAGGAUGUCGUUGAUAAGACAAAGAAAAGUGGCAUAGAUGCUGUGGAUAAAAAAAGGAAAAGUGUCAUGGAUGCCAUGAGUAAGGCAAAGACAAGUGGCGUGAAUACUUUUGAUCAGGCAAAAGAUGUGGGAAUGGGAGCGUUUGGUAACUUACAGACCGCUGGCAACAAUGUUUUUGGACAGGCGAAUAACCUGGGAAUGGGUGCUUUUGGUAAGCUCAAACAAACAGGAGCGAGUGUAUUUGGUAACGUGCAAGGAUUUGGCCAAGGAAUGUUUGGAAAGCUCAGCGAUGCAGGAAUAAAAUUGUUGUCCAAAGUUAAAGCUGCCAAACCAGAACAAGUGAAGGAAAUGCAGCAGAUCUACACGCUUCAGCAACUCAAGCAGAUUAAACACAUGCAGUAGUUACGUAUGAAAGAAGAUAUACAAUGGCAAAAGUUGGAGGAAAUUAAUGAUGAAGUCGAGGAAAGGAGGAGGAUGGUAAUGGAGAAGACUAAAGUGAAAGAUACAGACUAAGAAUUUCAUUCUGUUAAUGAAGACUUGUGGUAUCUCGGCUUAAACCUAAAGUGUACUAAAUACUGCCAUAAAAAUGGAACCUGCAAGCGCACCUCCAGUCGAGCCAGUAGACGUUCCUAGAUCAGUACAAUGGAUAUAUCCGGAUUUAAAACGUGAAUAGGAAUACCAAGGGGUAGAAGACUUCUUUCACCCCGUUCAUCAAUCGAAACGAGCAACUUUCGCCUUGUUCGCAUUUCAAACAUUGAGGCAGAGCUUCGCCAAGAGCGUGACGCUCGUCAUAAGCUGCGUAAGAAAUACACGCGCAUUAUUUCGACACUCGACACCUUAUCUGCUGCAUCGAGUGCCUUUACAGUCGUGACAGGAACUGGAGGUAUUGCUCUCACCCUAUCUGCACGCUACCUCACUCUAUCAAGGGCCUAAAGGAGAUAUUGGAGCCACAGGGCCUCAGGGGCCUUCAGGACGUCAAGGACCUCAAGGACAACCAGGAGCUGAUGGGCUUAAAGGAGACCAAGGAGAUCAACCUGUUUUGAACUCUCCUACUGGAUUUUACCCUCCCAGUAUGAGCGGAGGAAAUGUAACUUUAGUAACGUUUCCUACUGGAAAAACACUCGAAAAUAAUAAAAUAGCAUUAUUAAACAUUUGGUUUGAACGGUCUCAACACGAGUGAUUCAACAUUAGAUCUACUGUGUUUGAACAAAAUUGGGGGCCUUGUGUUAGUUUCGUACAUGAUAACACUAACAAAUUGAUGUCACAUGUUAGUACAAUACCCAUUAACUGGACGCGAAGAUAUCAGGUACACUAUUUAGAGUAUUCUUAAUUCUAAAACAAUAAAUUUUCACUUUAUA
Xenia sp. Carnegie-2017 is the source of this 2869-nucleotide messenger RNA. RefSeq lists its product as uncharacterized. Lineage: Eukaryota; Metazoa; Cnidaria; Anthozoa; Malacalcyonacea; Xeniidae. The transcript is spliced from 13 exons. The record is from RefSeq and is a predicted model, not a curated record. Bases 678 to 1913 code for a protein of 411 amino acids.